This is a messenger RNA of Panthera uncia (snow leopard), 3846 nucleotides long. It is a transcript of the gene SLC71A2, whose product is annotated as major facilitator superfamily domain containing 14B. Gene Ontology annotation, cellular component: membrane. Gene Ontology annotation, biological process: transmembrane transport. Lineage: Eukaryota; Metazoa; Chordata; Mammalia; Carnivora; Felidae. The record is from RefSeq and is a predicted model, not a curated record. The transcript has 12 exons. Gene Ontology annotation, molecular function: transmembrane transporter activity. The coding region runs from base 1026 to 2351 and encodes 441 amino acids.
ACGCACACGCAUGCACACAUGAGCCAGUGGGGGAGGGACAGAGAGAAGAGGUAGGAGAGAAAAUCCCAAGCAGGUUUUCCGGGCUAUCAGUGCAAUGCCCGAUGUGGGCUCAGUCUCAUGAACCCAGAGAUCACAACUUGAGCUGAAAUCAAGAGUUGGAUGCUUAACCAACUGAGCCACCCAGGUGGCCCAUUGACAUGGACAUUUUGUCUUAUAUAAUGUUGUCUUAUAUAAUGUCCCACAUUGUCUUGUAUAAUGUCCCACGAUCUGGAUUUGUCUGAUCAUUUCCUUAUGAUUAGAUUGCAUUUAAACCAUGUGGAUAUACUUUUACCUUUUAAAAAAUUAAAGAUAUAAACAUAGGAAUAGUGUGGAUUUUAUAGAGUCUUUUGCAAGCAUCACUUCUAGUUACUACCAAACAGUAGCAAGGCACCUAAUCUUCUAGUGAGGAUGUCACAAAGCCAAAGAACAUUAAAUUGAAGACAAUUUAGAUUUUUGUCUGCAGAAGUCACAAACUGCAGAAAAUUAGGAAAACAGGCACAGUCUUAAAACGCGAUAGACACCGAAAGCUGGAUUUUGACACUGUGGUAUGGACUGUGUUUUCCUUAUUGUUCUUCCUCUGCCCGCCAUCAUUUAAAUCAUUUAAAUCAUCUGUGCUGCCCUGGAAGCUCUUGAGUAAGAGACCCACGUACCCACAUGUCAUUACAUAGCUAGGGAAACUUUAGGUUAGAGCAGCCACAUUGCGGAGGAAUUAGUAUGAGACAGAAUAGUCAGGUCCCGAAACCUCAGUCUCUUAAAGCCCCAAUUGGUUCUCAACCAGAACUCAGUUAUUUGCAUUGAUGAGACAAGUAAAAACUUUUUAACCUUGGCAUCUUCUGUGAUGAGGCAAGAUGAAGGAAUCAGGCAUACCGCAGAAUGAAGUUUUAUCUUACACAAUAUAGCUACAGGGCUUUGGCCGACCAAGUGUGUACCAUGCUGCUAUUGUCAUCUUCCUAGAAUUCUUUGCGUGGGGCUUGUUGACAACUCCAAUGUUAACUGUUCUACAUGAAACAUUUCCUCAACACACAUUCCUCAUGAAUGGUCUCAUUCAAGGUGUAAAGGGCCUGCUAUCUUUUCUGAGUGCCCCCCUCAUAGGCGCUCUGUCUGAUGUGUGGGGGAGGAAACCCUUUCUCCUGGGCACCGUCUUCUUCACCUGCUUCCCAAUUCCACUGAUGAGGAUCAGCCCGUGGUGGUAUUUUGCGAUGAUUUCUGUGUCUGGAGUCUUCUCGGUCACAUUCUCUGUGAUAUUUGCUUAUGUAGCUGAUGUCACUCAGGAACACGAGCGAAGUACUGCUUAUGGAUGGGUGUCAGCCACCUUUGCAGCAAGUCUGGUGAGCAGCCCGGCCAUUGGAGCAUACCUUUCAGCCAGUUACGGAGACAGCCUUGUUGUGCUGGUGGCCACAGUCGUGGCUGUUCUGGACAUCUGCUUCAUCUUAUUGGCUGUUCCAGAAUCUUUGCCAGAGAAAAUGAGGCCGCUUUCCUGGGGAGCUAAGAUUUCUUGGAAACAAGCAGACCCUUUUGCGUCACUGAAGAAAGUUGGAAAAGAUUCUACUGUCUUACUAAUUUGCAUCACCGUGUUUCUUUCAUACCUUCCUGAAGCUGGACAGUAUUCAAGUUUUUUUCUCUAUCUCAGACAGGUCAUAGGUUUUGGAUCUGUUAAGAUUGCAGCAUUCAUAGCUAUGGUAGGAAUUCUGUCUAUUGUGGCUCAGACAGUGUUUCUUACCAUCUUGAUGAGAUCGUUGGGGAAUAAGAAUACUGUCCUCCUUGGCUUGGGCUUCCAGAUGUUCCAGUUAGCCUGGUAUGGUUUUGGAUCUCAGGCCUGGAUGAUGUGGGCAGCAGGGACGGUGGCCGCCAUGUCCAGCAUCACAUUUCCUGCAGUCAGUGCUCUUGUCUCUCGGAACGCAGAGUCAGAUCAGCAAGGAGUUGCCCAGGGGAUCAUAACUGGAAUAAGAGGACUGUGUAAUGGCCUGGGGCCAGCACUGUAUGGCUUCAUAUUCUACAUGUUCCAUGUGGAACUGACUGAGUUGGAACCGGAAUUGAAUUCUGAUAAUACUGCCUUGCAGGGAGCUGUCAUCCCAGGCCCGCCGUUUUUAUUUGGGGCAUGUAUAGUUCUUAUGUCUUUCCUGGUUGCCUUAUUCAUCCCUGAAUAUAGUAAAGGCAGUGGAAUUCAAAAACACAGCAACAGCAUCAGCGGCAGCCUGACCAACAUGCCAGAGCGGGGCAGUGAUGAGGACAUUGAGCCACUGCUGCAAGACAGCAGCAUCUGGGAGCUCUCUUCUUUCGAGGAGUCUGGGAAUCAGUGCACCGAGCUGUAAACUGGGCACAAAGGAGGAUUCUGCAGAUGCCGUCUCUAAGAGCCAUGGGGAGCCACACCACGUAGGAGAUUUCAUGGUGCUGGAGGGAAGAUAUUAGCGGCAUCCUUCAGGGCCAGGUUUGAGAAGUGACUCCCUCCACCCUUCUGCCUCCUUCCUCCUCCUGGUUCUUUUCUUCUUUUUGUUUGUACAUUAGAACAAGAUUUGAAGUACUUUCCUGCAAAGAGUAUUGCAGCUCUCAAAGUCAUCUGGAGUCCACACUUCAAAACUUAAAUAGAAAGAUUUCGUAUCUGUGGUAGGAAGCCUGGCUUUCCUUGAGUAAUUCUGGAGUGAUAGCGGUCUUUCCAUCUCCCUUUCCGUGGAAGGUACAGGGUGGUGUGGACAGGAGUUGAGGUGAAAAGUCCCUUCUUAUUUUCUUCCUUCCUGCUUCUCUGAUCCUUGCCCGCUUAGCCCACAGGUGUUCGUGAGUGGCCACUCCAAGAGUCACUCAGUUUCAGGGAUCUCUUGCCUUUGUUCAAAGGUCAAACAAAAACCCAAGUCUUAUUCUCCUUUUCCUUCUACUUCCUAUUCUUGGCUAGAAUGAAAUUCAGCAUAUAAACCUCUGGACAUUAUUAAUAUUGAUCAGUGAUAACCUUUACUAGAUAAAGGAAAAUUUUCUUAAAAAUUUAAAUUAUGAAGAACUGGCAACUCAGAUUGCUAGUGUUUGGGUCAGAUCCAAGGUGAUUCUACAGAAGAAAAAUACACAUCGACUAGUCUGGUGGCAACACAGAAAUUGAAGGAAGCUUCUAAGAAAGUUUUUGACAAUAUAAAUAUUACUAAGUGAGGAUGAGAAUUAGUGACUGGAUACCGGCAGAAUUUAUAUCCAACUUCGGACCAUAGAACGUAUUAUUACCAUCUGCUCCUUGCUGCAUCUUCUGUGUUUGUCUUCUGAGUUUUUCUCAUUCAUCACACUCCUGCCUUAACUGCUCUGUAGUGUGCAUUUGUUUCCAGUCAGUAUUUCCAUCUGUUUAUCUGACUUUUGAAUCUCAUGGGAAUAUGCACAUUAAAUUCUUUUCUAAAACAUGGUGGUUUAGGAAGCUCAGUUUCAGAAAUGUGUCUUGCUAAUUUUUCGAGAUGUUUUAUGGACAGAAAAAUUUACAGAUUUAUAUGUAUUUUGCUGCACCAGUAAAUGGACCAUUAACUAGGGCCCACCCACCUUUAACAGAGCACUCCUCUGAAAGUUUUAUAGGUAUGAAAUAUAUGUAGAUAUUUGUAAGGAGUUUUAAAUUUUUUUUUGAUGGGGUGCUGUGUAAAUCUUGUAUUUAUAAAUGUAAUGAAGGUGUUGACAGAAAAAUAUAUAUACAUUUUUUAUAAGGAUUGUGUACUGACUGAAUACAUUUAAAAGAAAAUAUAUUUUGAAACCUGUUCUGCUAUGAACAGAUAACAUAUCUUUUUACUAUGCUGUUGGUUUUUAAGUUAAGCUUCCUAAUGCAUAAUAAAUUUGCAAUGGAUACUUUUA